This is a messenger RNA of Caenorhabditis bovis, 813 nucleotides long. The record is from the annotation of a GenBank genome assembly. NCBI's taxonomy places the organism in Eukaryota, Metazoa, Nematoda, Chromadorea, Rhabditida, Rhabditidae.
AUGUACACCGAAAUCAAGGAGAUUGUCAAUUUCAUCGCCCGCUACAUAUUUGGGCACGAGCCGAGACGCGCGACGGGAAUUUUCAGCGCCGAGCUCGGCAAUUUUCUCGUCACCCAAUUCGCCGAAACCUGGGAUGUGAGCGAUCCGAAAAAAGGCGAAAAAGAGCGAGUGAUCAAUAUAAAAUGUCCGAACGAGGGAACGUGUCGAUUUUUUCAAACUGCCGCCUUGGAGGCGGGACUCGACUAUGAAGCGGUGCUCAAAAAUUUGCCGCCGAAUUGUCGAAUCUUCGCGAAUCCCGGCGAGGUGUAUUUUCGCGCCAGCGACAAUGGUGUGAAUGUGCCGAUAUGGGGCGGCGACGUCAACGCCGACGAGAACUAUCAACCGAUUCCCGAGCAUUCGGUCGUGUCGGCGGCGUGCGAGGCCGAGAAGAAUUCCAAUUUGGGUGCCGCCGGCAAACCGGUGCUUAUUGGAAGGCAACCGCUGCCAACCAAUGAUCGAACCGUCGUUGAGAUGAUCAAUGGCUGGUAUGUGCCGCUUGUCCUCGAGGAGUACACGGACUUGAACGCCAACUUGCAAGCGGUCUAUCGUUAUCGUUUCGCGUUCAAACCGCACUCGAGUCAGACGUUGACUGGAUUGGAAUUCUCGCAGACGCGCUUUGGAAGCAGCAAGCCGCGUCCCGACUUGCAAACAAUGGUCAAUAUUAAGCAGAUGGCGACGAGCCAGAAGAAGGGCCAUUUGAAUAGCAUUGAUGAGAGCACAUCGUCGAGAUCCUCAUCGCCGACGCGCGAUAAUUAUUUUUCGACGUUUUAUUAG